GUAUUAUUGAAGCAAACUGCUACUUGUCGUGCGAAAUACGUUGUUGUUCUUCUUGUCGUGCGUAUUAUUGAAGCAAACUACUACUCCAUGGGUAGCGUUUUCGGAGUUGUGCUACCAUCCCCGCAGGGCACUUCCAAAUCUUCCACUUUCUCCUGUUUCAGCCUGACCAGGGGUUCCGCGCUGCCAUGGAUUCUGUUUCCACUAAUGGCAUCACUGUACAUCGAUCGUGUCGGGUUUCCGAUACUCUUGCGGAAAUUUUUGGCGGAAAGAGCAGCGGCAGGGGAGGUGGACAACUACAGCGCAACGUCGCGUCAGGAUUCUGGGAAUAGCUCGUCGCGUCAGGGUAGUAGCCCGCACCGAGUCACCGACGAGGUUCGCGGCCACAUUCUGGGAGCCUUUUUUGUUGGCUAUGCCAUCUCGCAGAUUCCGGGGGGUGUGCUAGCGCGGAAACUGUCUCGGCGUGCAACCGAGCGCGGUCAGAAAGGCUUCGGCUUCCUGCAGCUCUAUGCCAGCUGCGCCGCCUGGUGUUGCUUGAGCGCAGCGUUGGUCUGGUAUGUCCACGGUGAUGCCCCCGCACCGUACCUCCAUGCUCGACAAGAACAGAUGCAAAACAGCGUCGGCACAUCGAAAACCUCAUCUCCGCCAAACGUAAACAUUCCGGCGCUGCGACCGCAGUUUCGUCGUUCCCUGGAGGAACCGAUCAAAACCGACAGGGAACAACAUCAAGCCUCCACCAGUAGUAGCUCGAGCGACUUAGGCAAAAAUGGCGCGCCGGGCGGAAUCAUUAUUAAUUGGGACGACGCGGCAAGUACAAAACCGGCGGCACCGGGACAAUCCGGAUCAGCUUCAACAAGAGCAGUUGCGUCAACUUCUACUAUGGAAGGAGAGGACCACAACAUCAAAGCUGUAGCUGCCACUGCUUCUGCUGUAUUCAAUAAGGCAGCUGCAGACGAUAUAUUGUUGAUUAAGGCGCCAAGUAGUGCUAGUCGUACAAGAACUCUGGUGGUAGAAGCUCCUUCCGCCCACCAGCUGCAAGAGAAACCGGAAACAAUUCGCACAGAAGUCCCUGUGCUGGCACUUGGCGGCGGUCGUUUUCUCGCAGGGAUUUGCCAAGGGCUCGUGAUCCCCGCAAUUCACCAAAUCUUGGCGGACGAGUGCGAGCCGAGGAGCCUGGCCAACGCAGUUUAUUGUGAGGAAAAAUCCCCCCUCCCCAUAUCAAAACAGGACUUCUGAUGCUGGAUUUGUGUACACAAAUCAAAGCUGUCUUGCAGUAGAGGAUUUGAGGCAUAUGCCGUGCCGGAGUACAGAGCUUCUGACGUGGACGCUUAGCAUCACAAAUGUCUAUGCUGUAGCCCAAGCAGCAUCGCAAACCGUCCGCAUAAUGCGGCGGAGACUGUGGAGUUGCCUUCUUGCAAGACAGAUGUGAUUUGUGGCCUCAAAUCAGCAGCGCAAAUUUUCGGAGACAUACCCUUUCAAUAUGGGGAGGGGGGAGCUUUCCUUUCAAUACGGUGAGCGGCACGGUCUCGGGCAUGUACCUCGGAGGGCUCGUGGCAAUGGUGUACGCGGCCGACCUGCUCGAGGCCUACGGUUCGAUCGCCGGCUUCCUGGCUUCGGUAGCCCUGCCCGUAUGCUGCGCGCUGUUGCUCUUGCUGUUUGACAGGGCCUGCUUCCCACGGGGUGAUGUGGUUCAAGAAGGUGCGCUCUUCUCCUGUUUUCGCUCCGGCAGCGGCGCAGGUAGUGCCACCACCUUCCGGUUUGACUAUGCCGACCUGAACCGCGGUCGCGAACACGUCGAGCAGUCUGCCGCGGGGGAUCUGGUCGAUCUUGCUGCUGUAGAGGAUGAGACGCGAGACCAGAUUAUAUGGAUUGCAAAAAUGUCUGGGUCUGGAAGAUUGCCAGGUUUGUCAUGCAGGUUUUCCAUAACUCAUGAGGUCUGGUAUGUAGGACAUAGCAUGACAGAUUCUGCGAAGCCUUUCCAAUGCCUAUCCUGCAUGGGAAACUGCCUCUCGAUUAGGUCAAAAGUGCGCAACCUUUGGCAAUCAUGCAACACAGCUUUUUGCCUGAUUCAGAUUUAGCAUGACAAGUUGCAUUCUUCCAGACCCAGACACUUUUACAUUUGAUAGAUUAGCCACGCGCACAACAACGAGAUCGGCGAAGACAAUGUCAAAUGCAAAGAUGUCUGGGGCUGCCAUGCAAGCCCUCGCAUCACCCGUCUUGCGAAGGUGUCCCAAUGUUGCCUAAUCCGCCAGAGGAAUGAGUCCCCUAGUGUGGUGUCAAGUUUUGGGCCGCAUUUGCUGUUAAUGCAUGACAGACCCUUGUGCUGCCUCAAAUUUCUUGUAUGAUCACAAACUGCAUUCUACUUCCAGACCCAGACAUAUUUGCAAUCCAUAGACAAUCCACGUGCACCUCUACAGAUAGUUGAAACUGUCCCACCAGGGGCUGGCGCGAGUGCAAAGCCGGACGCAGGGCGAGGAGCGCUGGCUCCUGCAGAUGAGAGGCCAACGAGGCAGCUUGUCGCGCCGCCCUCGAAUCAUGUUGCAAAAUCAAACCCAAAAAGCAGCCCCGAUGUUGUUGCGAAGGAGGUGCGCCCUUUGGUUCUUGCCGAGAUGCGGUGCGAGCGGCCCCCCGGCGAAGACGUCGCUCUUGGGCGCGCAGGAAUUGCUGGGGGAACAAUUAUUGGUGCGCCGUUCAGUGAUGACGAUGAGGAGCGAAAAGCCGCAGGGCCCUUUGUAGAGGAAGUUGUUUUUGGGACGAGUGCUCAAAAUUCUAUUGCAAUGAAAAAUGCCCAGACCCCAGAUGAACUUGGCAGCAUUUGCAUUGCAAAUUUUUCCAAUGCUGGAAACAUUCCUCGUUUUGCAUAUAUCUGCAUCAGAAGUUUUCCAUGCUGAUUCGCUCAAAUUUGUGUUGCAAAGGAGCCCAGCAGCAGGAUCUUCUUUUAUGCAGAAAAUACCUCAAGAACCUAGAUUCUGCACAAGAAAGGCCCGCAGUCCUUUCAUGCAAUACAAAAAGCUUCCACUUGGAAACUUUGCAUGAGAAACUGUUCGCAAAUUCCGUCGUGGGGGCCUUUUUCCUUUUGAUAAAUUACGUAACUCCUUCAAAAGCGGAGCAAGAAGAUUAUCACGCUAUUAGAAGCAGCGACAAGGCCUUGCUGGCACAUCCUGCGGUGCAGGUCAUUUUGUGCAGCAGCUUUGCGUUCCAUUACGCGUUUUACCUGCUUAUGAGCUGGCUUCCCACAUUUCUGGAGGAAUUUGCGCGGUGUGGCGGGGCGCGACAGGGGACCGCCAACAAAGCUGCACCCUACGGCCUGAUGUUCGUGGCUACCAAUCUUGGCUCGCGCGCAAGCAACUUAUCACAAGAAAAAAGUGUUACAGUUACACAUUUGUUGGAGUUUCUGCAUCACAAAUUUUCUCUGUGUGCCAGACAAAACUUGUAAUGCAAAGAUCAUACUGGUAAAUACGUAGGAAACGAGGCUCGCAAGCAUUUCUCGCAUGACAAAGGUUGACUGUCUUGCGGCUCCUGCAGCACAAUGUGCAACUGUAACCCUCUUUUCUUGCGAUGCAACUGGCUUCGAGACUACUACUUCUCCCGGCGGGGGGGCGGGGGAAGUAGGAAAACACCACUUGACACGACGCCGGACAUCACUGCGAGUGGCCCUGAGGACCUCAACGCAGCCGCGGCUGCAGCUGCAACUACAGCCUGCAACCCAUCUUCAUGCCCUGUUGCCACUUCUCGCGCUCGCAAAUUCGUCAACGCUGCCGGCAUUGCGGUCGCGUCUGCCUCCCUGCUCUGGAUGCCCCUCGUUGUCGCCUCUGGUGCAGCCGGAGGUGAUGAAGAUGGUGCCCGCGCAAAUGUUUUCGCGGAUGCGGCGGGUAGUAGUUCCUCGGCGCUGCUCUUGCCUGCUAGUAGUGCUACGGCCGCACCACCAGCCGGCGCAGCAGCUCCAGCGCCAACAAGUCGAACAGCUUUACUUCCUAAUGUGGACUACCAUGGUGAUCAUGUUCAUGUUGCGCCACGACCUGCUGCCACAAGGACGUCGACCCCAGAUCGCGCUAGUCGUGCGCGCCGCGCCGUCUUCGAGGCAACGACGCCAUCUGCAGGGGGGGAGGCGUGUAUCAAAAGGAAAAUCAAUCCCCCCUCCCCAUAUCGAAAUGCAAAUCUGUGAUGCGGGAUUUGUGUUGCAAGAACACAAAUCGGAUGUAUUGUCUUGUAGUAGAGCACUGCAGACAGAUGUAGAGCCGCAUCAUGGAUGUUUAUUUGGUGUAGGCGCCUAGCAAGACAGGCAUAUUCUCAGUAGGCCAUACAGCAUUACAAAUUGCCUGCAGAACGAGGCGGGGUCUUUGGAUUUGUCUUCUAGCAAUACGGAAGCGAUUUGCUGUGGCCUCCAAUCCGCGUCACAAAUUUUGAGAAGAAUCCCGUUUUGGUAUGGGCAGGAGGGGACAACUUUUUCUCACAAUAACGUGGAGAUCCUCGUCGCCCACCGUGAGCAGUCAAAGCGAAUUGGAAGAGCAGGCACUAGACCGCAAUAAGCAGUUCGGUCCUGGUGGGGAGGUACUUGCAGUCGGCCGGUCUUCAAACACCAGAGGCGGCGGUCCAUCGCGAACAGGGGGCCACCAGAACGCCAGCACGACGCCCACGACCUUUCCUGCUGGCACGUCGACUACAUCAUCAACUUCUAGCGCAGCCUGCGCCAGCUUGGCUAUAAGCGCGGCCUUUUUCGGGUUGGGCUUCUCACGGGGCGGCUUCGGGGUGGCCCAUCUGGAUAUCAACGAUGGAAAAGACGCUGGCUACCUCAUCGGUGUCGUAAAUCUUGCAGGGACUCUGGGAGGCGUCCUCAGUGUUCCGGCUACUGGUUACAUUCUCACCGCCUCCGGCGGUGCGCCAGUGCGCAGCGGGUGGAUGAUCACUUUGGCAGUCGCAGCAGCGUGGUGUCUCGUCAGUGCGGUUUUUUUCUGCCGGUACGCAAAGGCCGGACGGCUGUAAUGCGAUUCCUGGCAUGGAGCCUCCGAUUUUUUCGUACAGGCGAAUAGCAAGUACUUAAAAAUGUCUCGAAAAGAGAGAUAAUGGAAAAAAAGAACUCUACACGAAUAAAAAGAUGCAAGAAAAUCUGCAUUGUUUUAGGCUUUUGUUGUGCGCCUCUGUUUGUUGCUUUUGGCAUUAGUUGCCCAUCAACCAAUGCACAUCAGACAGCGUCGUAAAAAAGACAAAAGGCUUAGAACG
Messenger RNA from Amoebophrya sp. A120, 5217 nucleotides. Lineage: Eukaryota; Dinophyceae; Syndiniales; Amoebophryaceae. The record is from the annotation of a GenBank genome assembly.